Messenger RNA from Rhincodon typus (whale shark), 674 nucleotides. Its product is annotated as protein FAM237A-like. The record is from RefSeq and is a predicted model, not a curated record. NCBI's taxonomy places the organism in Eukaryota, Metazoa, Chordata, Chondrichthyes, Orectolobiformes, Rhincodontidae. The transcript has 3 exons. Bases 123 to 674 code for a protein of 183 amino acids.
GUCAAUAAGCAGGCAGUGCGAGACGAGCCGCGCACAUAGCGGCAGAGGCAGAGAACAGCGCUCUCUAUCUGAUCAGGCAGAGCUCCAGGCAGAGUCGGACUACAGCUUACACAUUGCAGAAGAUGGGUCCCAUGUGUGUCAGGAGGCCGGUGUGGAACCACAGCUUAAUGGCUACACUGUUUCUCGUGGGAUUGCUUUUCCCACCCUCAUACUCCUGUUAUGGACAGAUCGACCCCCUAGCUCUGGGUCGGGCGAACCCUCAGUGUUGGGAAUCCUCCUCUGCCCUUCUUCUUGAGAUGAGGAAACCCCGGAUCGCGGACACUGUCAGCGGUUUCUGGGAUUUCAUGAUCUACCUGAAGUCGUCGGAUGAGUCCAAGCAUGCUGCUCUCUUCUGGGUCCUGGCACAGCUCUUCUGGGACAUCUACGUGGACUGUAUGGUAUCGCGGACCCACGGACUGGGACGGAGGCGGUUCACUGACAAUGAGAAGGAACUAACCGCUCUCCACACUCAGAUCUCAGGCAGGUCCUACGUAGAGGGUCAAUGGGUGAAUGAUGCUAGGGAGAAGGAGUUUGUCCAAGACUGGGUUGGCAUCCAAGUUUACAGAAGUGGCCAUGGCAUCACGCAGAACAGGAUAGCAAAAAGCAUGGAUCUCAAAAGAGCCUCCAGCACAUAA